This is a messenger RNA of Rubroshorea leprosula, 974 nucleotides long. Lineage: Eukaryota; Viridiplantae; Streptophyta; Magnoliopsida; Malvales; Dipterocarpaceae. The record is from the annotation of a GenBank genome assembly.
UGCCCAAAACCCUUCACUCAAUACAAAACCACUGACAAAAUCAAAAGAACAUACUAAUCCCUGUGAAUUCAAAGAGAAGAUUGUAAAAGCCGCGGGAGAGAAGAUUCUUGAUCGUCGAUGGCGUCAGGAGUGGCCACAGCAGGAGGGGGAGGAGGAGUAGAGUGGCACGUGAGGCCGCCGAACCCCAAAAAUCCAAUCGUGUUCUUCGACAUCACCAUCGGGUCUAUCCCGGCUGGUCGCAUCAAGAUGGAGCUCUUCGCUGACAUUGCUCCCAAAACCGCCGAAAAUUUCAGGCAGUUCUGCACUGGAGAGUACAGGAAAGCUGGACUACCUGUUGGUUACAAGGGAUGCCAAUUUCACAGGGUGAUUAAGGAUUUUAUGAUUCAAGCUGGUGAUUUUUUGAAGGGUGAUGGCAGUGGAUGUACUUCCAUUUAUGGGCACAAGUUUGAAGAUGAGAAUUUCAUUGCCAAACACACUGGUCCUGGACUGCUCUCAAUGGCCAACAGUGGACCAAGCACUAAUGGAUGUCAGUUUUUCAUCACUUGCGCAAAAUGUGAGUGGCUUGAUAAUAAGCAUGUUGUGUUUGGGAGGGUGCUUGGAGAUAGUCUUCUCAUUGUUCGGAAGAUUGAGAAUGUGGCCACUGGACCCAACAACAGGCCGAAAUUGCCAUGCAUGAUUGCAGAGUGCGGGGAAAUGUAAAACUUGUCAACUUGGAAUCAUGAUUCACAAUAUUUGUGAACAAUUUAGAUUUAAUGUUCUUAAGAACAAUUGACAGUUAAUAGUGUCUCUAGACAUUAUUGACCGUUUGGAUUUGCAUGUACCAAGCAGCUAAAUUAUAAUUUACUGAGCAUUUUAGUUGAGAUUCAAAAAAAAAUCUAAUGUACAUGAGGGAAAAAGCUUUCCAUAGUUUUCCCUUAUUUUUAUUUGGACAAUACAGGAAUUUAUUAGAUUAGCAUAAGCUUAGAUCAUUGCAU